Molecule: messenger RNA, 359 nt
Organism: Morus notabilis
Lineage: Eukaryota; Viridiplantae; Streptophyta; Magnoliopsida; Rosales; Moraceae
Product: probable beta-1,3-galactosyltransferase 14
Exons: 1
Source: RefSeq, a predicted model, not a curated record
AUGCCUUCCUCGCCCAAGUUCUUCCGCGCGCGCCAACCGCACUCCGCUCGCAGAUCCACCGUCCUGAUCGUCGCCGGCUGCCUCCUCGUCGGGAUCGCGGGCUUCGCCUUCGGACUCGCGUCACUUUUCCGGCCGAUCAAGUGCUCGCACGGUGAUCCCAGAUCGGUGAGGGUGGUUUGGGAGAGAGGUUCCGGUGGCGGCGGCGGCCGCGACGGACACGGCGCCGUUUCGGAUGGUGGUGGGAACAAUCGGCGUAAGGUCAUGGGUUUUGUCGGGAUUCAGACUGGCUUCGGAUCGGUCGGUCGGCGACGAUCUUUGAGGAUGACUUGGAUGCCGUCCGAUCCUCAAGGACUUCGAAG